Molecule: messenger RNA, 2914 nt
Organism: Mesocricetus auratus (golden hamster)
Lineage: Eukaryota; Metazoa; Chordata; Mammalia; Rodentia; Cricetidae
Gene: Top3b
Product: DNA topoisomerase III beta
Exons: 18
Coding region: 229-2817 (862 amino acids)
Biological process (GO): DNA topological change
Cellular component (GO): nucleus
Molecular function (GO): DNA binding; DNA topoisomerase type I (single strand cut, ATP-independent) activity
Source: RefSeq, a predicted model, not a curated record
AGACCGGGGUGGGAGAGCGGGGGAGGGUUCCUGCCCCGCGCCGCUUUCUCCCCGCGCCGCCCCGCCCCGCCCCCGCGGUGGGGUUCCGGGCACUUAGCGGGCGACUGUGGCUUCCCCACCGAGCUCCCCGCGGCCCCGAGGAGUCAGCUCUGACAGUUGUGUGGAGCUGCAGAGGAGUCGUCUCUAAGCUUUUUCACAGUCUGUGGGCCCUGAGAGCCUGGAGCAGGAAUGAAGACCGUGCUCAUGGUAGCAGAAAAGCCGUCUCUGGCACAGUCCAUCGCCAAAAUCCUCUCCCGAGGGAACAUGUCCUCACACAAAGGGCUGAAUGGGGCAUGUUCAGUGCACAAGUACACAGGAACCUUUGCUGGCCAACCUGUCCACUUCAAGAUGACAUCUGUCUGUGGUCAUGUGAUGACCCUGGAUUUUCUGGGAAAGUACAACAAAUGGGAUAAGGUGGAUCCUGCAGAGCUAUUCAGCCAAGCUCCAACAGAGAAAAAGGAAGCUAACCCCAAGCUGAACAUGGUCAAGUUCCUGCAGGUGGAGGGCAAAGGCUGUGACUACAUUGUGCUGUGGCUGGACUGUGACAAGGAAGGCGAGAAUAUUUGCUUUGAGGUCCUUGAUGCCGUUCUGCCUGUCAUGAAUAAUGCCCACAGUGGUGAGAAGAUUGUGUUCCGGGCCAGGUUCAGUUCCAUCACUGACACGGACAUCUGCAAUGCCAUGACCCGCCUGAGUGAGCCAGACCACAAUGAGGCACUCUCAGUGGAUGCCCGCCAGGAGCUAGACCUGCGCAUCGGCUGCGCGUUCACCAGGUUCCAAACAAAGUAUUUCCAGGGAAAAUAUGGAGAUUUAGACAGUUCUCUCAUCUCCUUUGGACCAUGUCAGACUCCUACCCUGGGAUUCUGUGUGGAAAGACACGAUAAAAUCCAGUCCUUCAAGCCAGAGACCUACUGGGUUCUCCAGGCCAAGGUUCACACCAAUAAAGAGGAGUCUCUCCUUUUGGACUGGGACCGUGUCAGAGUUUUUGACCGGGAGAUUGCGCAGAUGUUUUUAAACAUGACAAAGCUAGAGAAAGAAGCUCAGGUGGAGGCUACAAGCAGGAAAGAAAAGGCCAAGCAGAGACCACUUGCUCUGAACACUGUGGAGAUGCUGCGUGUGGCCAGCUCAGCCCUGGGUAUGGGACCACAGCAUGCCAUGCAGAUAGCUGAGAGGUUAUACACACAGGGCUACAUCAGCUACCCACGGACAGAAACCACCCACUAUCCUGAGAACUUUGACCUGAAGGGUUCUCUGCGACAGCAGGCCAACCACCCUUACUGGGCAGACUCGGUAAAGCAGUUGUUAGCAGAAGGCAUCAACCGCCCACGGAAAGGCCAUGAUGCUGGUGACCAUCCUCCCAUCACACCUAUGAAGUCAGCUACAGAGGCUGAAUUAGGGGGUGAUGCAUGGCGACUAUAUGAGUACAUUACCAGACACUUCAUUGCCACAGUGAGCCAUGACUGCAAGUAUCUCCAGAGCACUAUCUCCUUCAGGAUCGGGCCUGAACACUUUACAUGCUCAGGAAAGACAGUCAUCUCCCCAGGCUUCACAGAGAUCAUGCCUUGGCAGAGCGUGCCCCUGGAAGAGAGUCUACCCACAUGCCAGAAGGGUGACACCUUCGCUGUGGGCGAGGUGAAGAUGCUAGAGAAGCAGACGAGUCCACCAGACUAUCUGACUGAGGCUGAGCUCAUCACACUCAUGGAGAAGCACGGCAUCGGGACUGAUGCCAGCAUCCCUGUGCACAUCAACAACAUCUGCCAGCGCAACUAUGUUACUGUGGAGAGUGGCCGCAGGCUCAAACCCACCAACCUUGGCAUCGUCCUGGUGCAUGGUUACUACAAGAUUGAUGCAGAGCUGGUACUCCCUACCAUCCGCAGCGCAGUAGAAAAGCAGUUGAACCUGAUUGCUCAGGGCAAAGCUGACUACCACCAGGUCCUGGGUCACACCCUGGAUAUCUUCAAGAGAAAAUUCCACUACUUUGUUGAUUCUAUUGCUGGCAUGGACGAGUUGAUGGAGGUAUCCUUUUCACCCCUGGCUGCCACGGGCAAGCCUCUCUCACGUUGUGGGAAGUGCCAUCGAUUUAUGAAGUAUAUCCAGGCCAAGCCAAGCCGCCUACACUGCUCCCACUGUGACGAGACCUACACCCUCCCCCAGAAUGGCACCAUCAAGCUCUACAAAGAGCUGCGGUGCCCAUUGGAUGACUUUGAACUGGUCCUGUGGUCCUCAGGCUCCCGGGGCAAGAGCUACCCACUAUGUCCCUACUGCUAUAACCACCCACCCUUCCGAGACAUGAAGAAAGGCAUGGGCUGUAAUGAGUGCACACACCCUACCUGCCAGCACUCACUGAGCAUGCUGGGCAUUGGCCAGUGCGUGGAGUGCGAGAACGGAGUCCUGGUUCUGGACCCCACCUCGGGUCCCAAGUGGAAGGUGGCCUGCAAUACAUGCAACGUGGUGGCACACUGCUUUGAAAAUGCCCACCGAGUACGGGUGUCUGCCGACACCUGCAACACCUGUGAGGCUGCCUUGCUUGAUGUAGACUUCAACAAAGCCAAGUCUCCCCUUCCUGGCAACGAGACACAGCACACAGGCUGCAUCUUCUGUGAUCCCGUCUUCCAGGAGCUGGUGGAGCUGAAACAUGCAGCCUCCUGCCACCCCAUGCACAGAGGUGGUCCUGGAAGGAGGCAGGGUCGUGGGCGUGCCCGGGGCCGGAGGCCUCCUGGAAAGCCCAACUCCAGGCGCCCAAAAGACAAGAUGUCAGCCCUGGCUGCUUACUUUGUAUGACAACCCGUCUUCCCCACUCCAGCUCCAGUUUGCUGUAAACACAUCAUGGUGGUUGUCUUUGAGCCACUGAAACCAUUAAAACACUUUUUAUUUUGUA